Amoebophrya sp. A120 is the source of this 7042-nucleotide messenger RNA. The record is from the annotation of a GenBank genome assembly. NCBI's taxonomy places the organism in Eukaryota, Dinophyceae, Syndiniales, Amoebophryaceae.
AGGCAUUCGAAACUACUAAAUCAUAGUUGCGAGCUGUGCACCGUAUGACAUGUUCUUCGGGUCAGAGUCGUCCGCAAGCACUUCAAGAAUUGCGCAGCGUUAUCUACCAGCAGCGCAUUUUUUCGUCUGAUUCUGUCUGAAAAAACACAAUGUGGGACUCGUGGCGCCUGUUCCAUUUUUAACUUGUUGUGGCAAGAACCCUGUGCGCUGCAGGCCGCACCUGGGCUGCGUUUCUCCGCAGCGCAGCGAGCAUACGAACGGAAUCCGGCACAUACGGCCUUCGUGCCGCGACAAUCAGCAACACCACCUUCGACAAGGAACUAGUGACGAGUACAAGUUGCACCCCGACCACGGUGGCACACUGCUCCUCUCUGUUCUUCCGCACACGAGAAAGCGAAAAUGGGGAAGAAAGGUAAGGUUACGUACACUGUGAUAGAUAAAAUACGUAUUUGUCUUGCUGAACAUUGCAUGUCUUCAAUGUUUGAUUUCUUCUGUUCCCCAUGUACUUGAAUCUCGAUGAAGUAGGUAUUAUACAAAAUUAUAUUUCCAGGUAAGAAGUCACGGAGGCAAUUAGAGGAGGAGCUCUUAAAAGCCCAAGAGGAGCAGGUUGCAUUUGAAAUCGAACAGGCGGCGAAGAUAUCAAAUGCAAAAAGUCUGGGUCCGGAAGGAUGCAACUUGUCAUGCUAAGUCUGGAUAGUACACAAAUUUGUGUUGCAUGAUUAACAAAAGGCGUCCACGUUUGAACAAGUGUAGCGGCAGUUUGUGACGCGGGAUAGACAUGAGAGAGACUUCGCAGAACCUGUCAUGCCAGGUCCUGCAUUGAUGCAGGCCUCUUGGGGCAUGCUAAAUAUGAAAGACAAAGUCGCAUUCUUCCAGACCCAGACAUAUUUGCGUUUGAUAGAAGAAAGCAGAGGACGACCGAAUAGCGGCAGAGGAGGCAGAGAAAACCGCAGCCGAGCUAGCAGCGAAGAAUAUGACAGUGCACAACUCCCCCUCCCCCUCAAUUUUAUGGCAUGAAAAGGAAGCAAUACAGACACCAGCCCCAAUGGAGCUUUUGCAUGACAAGUUGAUGUGCCUAGCGUUGUACUGUUUGUGUUUGGGCUUCCGAGAUUUGUCAUGCAAACCGUGCCACAAAGCAACGACAGGAUUUCGGAUUUUGCAUUACAAAUGAGGGGGAGGGGGAGUUGUGCACAGUCAUAAAGAACGAGGAGGAACGACAAAGGCUGGAGGAGGAGGCGCCGAAGGUAAGCGAAGAUUUGAAGAUCGUUUCUGCAAUGACGAUUUGAAAGUGAAUGUAGGGAAUCUAUGUGAAAGUUUUUUCGUUUUGAUGUUCGUGUUCCACAUGACAAACUGCAACUGCUCGUCUUCCCGAUAACUCUGUAUGACGAAUGACUGACAGGCCGCCCAGUUCCAGCAUGACAGUAUGAAGGACCUGGGAUACGAAUUUAUCAUGUCGAAAAUCGCACUCGUCGCCAAAAAUUUUCGGUAUACCGGCUUGCAUGAAAAACUCUGUCUGUCAUGCAUGUAAUUUCGUCAUCAUAAACAAACAAAGGCAAAGCAAGGUCCGGAAAAAAUAAAUGAGUGUGAUUUUCUUGAUGAUACAAAUAGAGAAAAUUCGAUUGGCAAACGAAUGGGAGGAAUACAUAGCGUGCAACACGAAGCCGGACGUCAGGUAUACCGUACAAUAAAAGAGACGACUGUCAUGCGAAAUAAUGUCAUGUGAAAUUUCCACUCUUUCAACCUGUUGAGGUCAUCAAUAUCGAGUUUCUGCAAAGUGUGCAUGACAAACUUUGGAUGCAAAAAAAAACCAAAAACAGGUACGAAGCCGAGAUAUCGGCUUACUGCACAAAUCUGCGAGAAACAGAGGUGUUGAAGUGCGUCGAGGCGCUCAACAAAAGCUUGAAGUCCGAGGAAAAUACGGAACAGAAAUUUUGCGUACAAGAAAUCUAGUGUGGAUGGAGAUUCAUUUGUCAUGCGUCGUGUAAGAACAUUCUAACUAUCGCGACCUAGACUAAUGCAAAACCGACUUUGCGAAUACCAUAAUUGAAAGACUACCAAUCCAAUUAUCCAUCCUUCUCAUAACCGCAAAAUUUCGUUUUCAUUCUUCUCGUCGAGGAUUUGCAGAUAGCGUAUGCAGAGGCCAAGGGCGUGAACAACCUCCAAAAAAUGCAGUGGUGCACAGUAUGCAUUGCAAAAAUGUCUGGGUCUGGAAGGAUGCAACUUGUAAUGCUAAUUCUGGAUCGUGCAAAAAUCUGUGUUGCAUGAAUGCCAAAAGUUGUCCACUUUUGACCAAGUUGAGACAAAGUUUCUCAUGCAGGAUAGGCAUGAUAGGGAUCUGACAGAGUCUGUCAUCCUAGGUCCCGCAUUUCAGACCUCAUGGGUCAUGGAAAAGAUGCAUGACACGUUCGCACUCUUGUUCCAGACCCAGACAUAUUUGCAUUCCAUACACAGAGUUCAUAAACGACUUGCGGGAUUUGGAGCUAGCGAAGCUAGACCAAGCAAUGGCGUUUUUCCUGGGGCACAUCGAGCUAUGUCCUUUGAAAACUCACUGUUUUUGCAGGCUAGUUUGUGAUAUGUGUGUAAAAAAAAUCUGGUUUAUCUAUCAGAUGUCGACUUCGUCCACUUCUACCUAAUUCUCAUGCAAGAAAAUCAGAAUCGUAACGAAACGCGCAUCGCAAAUUGAACAUAUAACAGUGACGCUUUUCAACGGAACACCACCCAAAGCAGAUCAACGCAAGACAGGAAGUCCAGGACGUGUAUUACUUUCGAUGGAAAUGAACAGAUUCAAAUUCCUUUUCGCAUGACAAAGUACGAACAGUUCGGAACAUCCAUUUUUUUUUUUGCUGUAAAUUUCCGCAUGACAAAACGAAAAACCAAAACUUCUCUUGUUCAGCUGGGGAACCAACAAAACGAAAAUCCGGGUUGGUUUUUGGGGUAGCAUAAACCCAGCAUCAAAGUUUCGCGCAAAAGUGGUGGACCAAUAUAGAAUGGGGGUUUUGUUGGAGCUGCCUAAGUCGAUAGCCUCCGGCCACACAAAUACGCAAAUUGGCGUGCGAUCGCUGUAUAGACUUUCUCGAUUUUUCAUACUUGACACUGUAUUGAAGAGGUGAGGAUUCAAUACGUCCAAGUUAGUACGAAACAUUAUUUAGCAGUUUCGGUUCUGAAGUGCAUGACAAGUUUGAUUCCAAAAUUCACACUUCAGGUACACCGUCUAUGACAAUCUAUCAAAAAACACGGGCCCGUAUGGGAUUGGAAAGUCGCUCUCUAUCUGACCAGCAAGGUUAACACAAGCUUGUCAUGCUGUUUGGGCGUCCUUCUCCUCGCAAGCACGUUCCGCUCAAAGUAGUACUCCCACGAGGACUGCCUGUAAAAAAACAAAGAUUAGCAAUAAUGUUGUGCUGCAUUACAAAUUUGAAGACAGUCUUCACAACUAACUUUGUGGCAGUCUAGGCGAGAUGUUCUCAACUUCCAUACCCUCCUCCUUUCCGUCGGGGGAAUCUGCCGCGUGGAGGUCCUCUCGAUUCCGUUCCGGCCAAAAGUGUAUCCACGGGGCGGCUGGAUAAUGAAGCUGGUACUUUCGUAUCUUGAAGUUGUCAUGCAAGUCGCACUUAAACAUUGAUUUGACCCACGACAAGAUGCUCUACUUCGUGAUUAAGAACCAAUCCACGCGGCGUGCGCCGCGUGGGAAAAAGUAUAUACAUCCUUCAGCUUCGUCGACGCAACUGCUUUCAAAUCAAAGUGCAUGACUCGCAGCCCUGCUCCGGUAGAACUGAUAGCCGGAAAACUUCCCCGAAGGCUUUCGAGGAGUGGCAGCGCAGGAGCUUCGCAAAUGCGCCGCGCGUGCGCGCAUGGGGUACGAGUGACACGCCUUUUGUCUGGAAAAGUUUUUGAGAGACAAGGGGCCUGCCUUCCGUCGCAAAACAAGAUGAAGAGCCCGCGACUUUUCAUUUUGUCUCGAAAGUCGGAGCUUUUUUGUUUUCAUUUUGUCACUGACUUCCCACUUCUGGAAAGUGGUCAUUUUGGAAGUCGCUGACUUCUCAUUUCUGGAAAGUUUUCGCUUUGGAAAAGUGAGACACAUCUGAAAAGUUUUUACUUUGAAAAAAGCUCCGUUUCUCGAUGGCCUUCGAGAAACGGAGUGGGAAGUCAGUGAUUCCGCGCUUUUGAAAAAUUCCCACUCUGGAGUCGGAGCCGCGUUCACUCUUCCCAGAGUGAGAAUUUUCGAAAAGUGAGAAGUCAGCGACUUCUCACUCCGUUUCGCGAAGGUCUUCGAGCUCCCGAAGCCCAGAAUCAGGAGAACAGUGCGCGAAGCAUCUAAACGCGUGCGAUAUCCAGUCGGGCUCUUUUCACACGACACGGCGAAAAGCGUCCGACCGGCACAGCGCCGGCGCCUUUGCUAAAAUAAAAGGUUGCGCUUUAUUCGUUUGGCGUUGGCCGGAGCAACAUUUAGAAAACCUUCAGAAGAAUCCUUCAGAAGGUUUUCCGGUCGCAACCUUCAGAAGACCUUCAAGAAGAUUUUCUGACCUUCAGAAGGUCAAAAAAAGUUGCAUCAUUUUUUUCCCGUUUUUUGAUAAAAAGUGGCAAUUUUCGUUUUCCACCUUCAGAAGGUUUCGAAAAAACGACCUUCAGAAGGCCAAAACCUUCAAGAAGGUCAAGAAUUAUUUUUGGUCAACCUUCUGAAGGUUUUUUGGGUCAAAAACCUUCUGAAGGUUACAACACACCUACUGAAGGUCUGAGUCUUCUGAAGGUUUUCAAAAAAGGCGAAAUUUGUGCAAUUCAGGAUCUGAAUCCGUUUCAGUUUUGCGCGCCUAAAAAAGUGCUAAUUUUUGGAUCUUCUGAAGGUUUUUUGAUUCUUCUGAAGAUUCUUCAGAAGGUUUUUCUUCUGAAGGAUGUUAUGACUUUUUCCCUUAUAGUCCUUCAAUUAUAUAGUUUUGCUUUUGUUCAUCAUUUUCCACCCUCAUAUAGCAAUGCACACCUACAUCAGAUUCCGCCCGAGGGAACCCUCCGAUUGAAGCGGUUGCUCUACCCGAAUACCGAGGGCGGCGCGCAAGUAAACCUUGCCACGCUGCAACCCUGCAAAAUCGAGUACAAAGUCCCGGACAACAGCGUGAUAGAGGCAGUCCCGGAAGUGAGUAUUUGGGUGGAAAACGAACCGGCGGAAGGCGCAGAACAGGCGGGCGGAUCCUCCUCUUCAACCUCGACCGGCGGCGCCUGGUCGACGGAGCACAUCUCAGAAGUGCAGUUCGACGAGAACACGCGGAAAAUUUCCUUCUACAGCCUGCGACUAGGAUUUUUCAGUAUCACGCAGCCGAAAAAUCUGGAGUUCCCCUACUCCUACUGGAUCAUAAGACCAAAAUUUCCGGGCGGGGAGGUCGAGCUGCAGUUAAAAACGACGCGAUUCGAGGCACUGUUCAAGAUCAACAACGAGGGAGUGACGAUGUUGGGGCCGGCGCUGCCAGAGCUCAUGUCGACGAUAUUAUUCGACGGUGACGCGCCCCCGCUCCCGGAGGAUAGCGAGGAGGAAAUGCAGGAGAGGAAGAGAAAGGUCUACCACGACCCAGUAAAGCUGCUGCUGGAGCUGAGGGAAUGUGGUAUUAAGAAGAUUGUUUUUGAUUCGAGAUUUUGAUUUAGAUUUUGUGCAUGCUUCGCCUCGCCUUGUGAUUGUCUUCAUGCAGAUGUUUUUUGUCAAGCAAAAUAGCAUAAGAAACGGGAAUCAAUCACACCAGGUAUCAACCUCCUUCCAGAAGACAGUGACGACGUCGGAAAAACCUGCAUCAAAGACGUUGCCGUCGCAAACAUAUGCAUUGCAAAAGCAUCGUACCAGUAUAAAUCGCAUGACAAAUUGCUUCAAGAACAAAACUGGAAUUUGUAAUGCAGAACUAGGUAAAGAAAGUGGAUUUGUCAUGCAUGAUUGCGAUUACUAUGAGUGAGAUACUUUUGCAAUGCAUAAAAAAAGGCCUACGCGGAUUUGGCGACCAUCAGUCUGCACAACGACAUCGUCUUCUCCAAUCACAACAGGACUAUCAAACAUUGGAAAUCUCAGCUAUUUUGAGUUUGUCAUGCUGUUUAGACAUCUGAACAAUAGAUGAACGGAGUAGAAUCAAACACGGUAGGGCAACACAGAAGAAGAACUCUAUAGGAAAAUGAUGUCAACAGUAGCAUGACAAACUUCCAAAUAGCGCAUCCUGGUUUCCCAUUCAUACGCAAACUCGAAAAGGACCAAGCGUGCUUCCGCAUCCGGGCCAACACCCAAUACGACGCGCACUCACCAUUCGACGUGGACAACGACGGCGACUACAAAACGGUGCUGGUUAUGGGGACGGAAAAAAUCACGCUGGUUCCGGGGACGGACCUGAAACCGAAUUUCACGCCGAUCCAAACCCACGCCACGCUCGUCAUGUGCAUGGAGAACAUGGAGCUGUACCGGUCGUCGCUAGAAUCUGUGAAGAUCAUCGAGCGGCUGCGGCGACUCUGCACGGCACUGCGGUUGCUCAGCUUUCACUAGGACUUCAGGCGGAAAAUGAAGGUGUGGUGGAGGAAGGGAGGCUGGGGAAAGGAUGGAUUCAUCUUUCAAAAUAAAACCAUCAGCAACUACUACUUGUAAUGACAAAAUUAGGACUUCUGAACCAACUUACUCGGACUUACACUGUCUCUGUGAGUAGAGCAGAUUGUAUCAAAAGCACAAGGUAAAAUUGUUUCGAGCAAAGUGCGAGUUUUAAGAUUCCAAAUACCAAAUACAAGAUUGAAAAACCGCAAGUGUUUCGCAAGGUAAAAUUAAUCGUUACAGACAAAUUACCGGCGUCACGGUCGAGUGAUGCACGGAUGGCAAUAAAAAAUAAAUAUUUUUGCCAAAGGAUUCCUAGUACAGAAACAGAUAUGCUUAUCGGAGGAACCGGUCACAGGACUUGCCAUCUUUGUACAAACAAACAAAAUCGAAAAACGCCGGCAAUACAAAUUUCACUGGGUCGUGGUUUGACCCGCAGCGGAGUUAGUUAUCGACCAAUGUGGCUGCGCUUUCAAUAGCGUAGGCGUACUUGAAUCUCUA